UAUAUUUUUAUUUACAGAGGAAGAUUGCAGUGGUUGUAUAAUUAAUAAACCAGUACAUCCUGUGACUCCUCAUGUUAGACGGAGUAGAAUAGGGUCUACUAAAAAGGAAAAUUGAUGAAAAUGAUCCGCAAAUUGAUACCGCAAAAAAACGUCGUAGAAAGCCCCUGAACGAGUCGGAAGAUUAAAAGACAGAAAAAUAUAAAUCUGUAAAUUAAAACAGUUUUAAUUGUAGCACAUCGUAUAAAUUUGUACACUCGGAAUAAUGUUUUUAUAUAUUAACGAUUAGAAAUGGUUUUAUCCGGUUUAAGUUAUUUCUAUUGUAAAUAUUUGUUUCAACUUUUUAAUCGAAGCACGAAAAUGUGUAAUCUAAGUAUUGUUUUAAGUAUUAUUUUUCAAUGAUACCAAAUUUUUAAGUAAUUGCGUAUCUGUAUAGUCCAUAGUGUGUGUGUGUGUGUCCCUGUAGUUGCGGGUACAGGAGGUGGAGCCAGAAACCACUCACCAUCUAGCGGCAGAAGUGGGAAUUAUGUUCAAUCGCUAGGUGCUACUUGAAAAUGAUGAAUCAGUAAUGAUCUGUGGGCUGUAAGUUUGACGUUUUAGGCGGAAGCAAAUAACAAUUAAAAGUAUCGUUCCCUCUCUUAUUGUUUCUUAAUUCGGCAAAAUGAAUAGGCUUUUCGGACGGGCUAAGCCUAAAGAACCGCCUGCGAGUAUUACCGAUUGUAUCGCUGGGGUUGACAGUAGAGCAGAUUCUGCUGAAAAAAAGAUAGCAAAAUUAGACGCGGAAUUAAAGAAAUACAAAGAUCAAAUGGUUAAAAUGAGAGAAGGUCCAGCAAAAAAUGCUAUAAAGGCUAAAGCUUUACGAGUUCUAAAACAACGAAAAAUGUAUGAAGCUCAGGUAGAUAAUUUGCGUCAACAAGCAUUUAACAUGGAACAAGCAAAUUAUGCUACUCAAACGUUAAAAGACACUCAGACAACUGUAAUCACUAUGAAAGAAGGAGUUAAACAGAUGCAGAAGGAAUUCAAAAAUAUCAAUAUAGAUCAAAUCGAGGAUCUUCAAGAUGAUUUGGCAGACAUGUUGGAGCAAGCAGACGAAGUACAAGAAGCAAUGGGUCGCAGUUAUGGUAUGCCUGACAUAGACGAGGAUGAAUUAGCUGCCGAAUUAGAAGCCCUUGGAGAUGAUUUAGCUAUAGACGAGGAUGCCAGCUAUUUGGAUGAUGCUAUAAAAGCACCUAGCGCCCCUAACAAGGAACCUGGCACAGAUUCUGUGAGGAAUAAGGAUGGUGUCUUAGUCGACGAAUUUGGCUUACCGCAAAUACCUGCCAGUUAAAACAAUAUUAAACAAAGUAUUAUACAAAUAAAAAUGAACAAUAUUUACCGAUAUGCCCAAAGAUGUUAGGUCCUUUAAGGACUUUGGAAUGCUUUUUUACAAAACACACAUAUAGGCAGCCUCUCAACUAUUCUAACUGUUUCGAUUAUCUAACAUAACUGUGUUAUUACAAGUUAUUUUUAUUAAGUUUUACGUUGUAAAUAUAUAUAAAUCAAAUUAACAAAAUAAAUUUUUCUUAUUACGAGUUUA
This is a messenger RNA of Hylaeus anthracinus, 1573 nucleotides long. RefSeq names its product charged multivesicular body protein 5 (gene Vps60). Lineage: Eukaryota; Metazoa; Arthropoda; Insecta; Hymenoptera; Colletidae. Gene Ontology annotation, biological process: vesicle budding from membrane; late endosome to vacuole transport via multivesicular body sorting pathway. The record is from RefSeq and is a predicted model, not a curated record. Gene Ontology annotation, cellular component: multivesicular body. Bases 659 to 1324 code for a protein of 221 amino acids. The transcript is spliced from 5 exons.